Messenger RNA from Juglans microcarpa x Juglans regia, 840 nucleotides. RefSeq lists its product as uncharacterized. The transcript has a single exon. The coding region runs from base 1 to 840 and encodes 279 amino acids. Gene Ontology annotation, molecular function: RNA-DNA hybrid ribonuclease activity; nucleic acid binding. NCBI's taxonomy places the organism in Eukaryota, Viridiplantae, Streptophyta, Magnoliopsida, Fagales, Juglandaceae. The record is from RefSeq and is a predicted model, not a curated record.
AUGCAUGCUGUGUGGAGUUGCCUAACAGCCUCAGAUGUUUGGGCUGAAAAAGACAGUUCAGUGAACAAAUGGUGUAGUUCAGAUGAGGUUUUUGUAGAUUGGUGGGUGAAACUGAAUGUUUUUCUCAAAGAAGAAGAGUUGGAGGUGGUAGCAUGUAUUAUGAGAAAGAUAUGGAUGAGGAGAAAUUCUUUCCUUUUUGAAAAGAAUUUUGAACACCUGAAGAAGCUUGUUACCGCUACAACCCAGGGUCUAAAGGAGUUCAAAGCUGCCCAAGAAACUGUUUUAUUACUGCAACAAAAAACUCAAUUGCAAAGGAAGGUGGAUAGAAGUAUGAUUAAAUGGGAAAAAUCAAAGGAAAGGGAAGUGAAAGCAAACUGGGAUGCUGCUGUGGAUGUCAAAAUUAAAAAAGUGGCAAUUGGAGUGGUUGUCAGGGACUUAAAUGGAGAGGUACUUGCCUGUCUCUGUUCUUGCUUUAUUAAUAAUAGUAUCCCGAGUGUGGCUGAAGCUGUGGGGACCGUGGGGUUAAGGAGGGCUGCUCUGUUGUGUACUGAAUUGGGGUUAUCAAACGUGAUCUUUGAAGGAGAUUCUAAGUUGGUUGUAAAUGUUACAAUUAGUGGGGAGGAGAUAGGGGCUGAAUAUGGGAGUAUCUUAGAGGAUGUUAGAAGAGUAAUGUAUGGGAGAUUGAAUUGGAGUAUAUGGUUUAUAUAUAGAGAAGCAAACUGUAUAGCACACAAACUAGCAAAGUUAGCUUUUAAUUUUUCUGAUGAGAGGGUUUGGAUGGAGGAUAGCCCAAUAGAAAUUAAAAAUGAUGUACUCGAGGAGAAGUAUUGUAAUGACUGA